This is a messenger RNA of Phytophthora infestans T30-4, 435 nucleotides long. RefSeq lists its product as uncharacterized. The transcript has 3 exons. The record is from RefSeq and is a predicted model, not a curated record. The coding region runs from base 1 to 435 and encodes 144 amino acids. NCBI's taxonomy places the organism in Eukaryota, Oomycota, Peronosporomycetes, Peronosporales, Peronosporaceae.
AUGCGCGUUAUCGCCUCUGCUCCCACUGCUCCAUCGCGGAACCCGCCGCGGGCGUCGUAUUCGUCCCUCGGAGGGAGAACAGUGCGCUUGGAGGCUCCGGAUGAGCUGACGGGCCGCUGGGAUGGACCCGUGUACAAAACGAUUGGUCGUGAUCCGGUUCUGCGGGAGUCUGCAUCCAGCCCAUUCUUCGACGAUGCUGACGGAUUGAAGCGGCCUGCCUGGCAGGCCACCCUCACGUUUCUGCUGCCUGGUCAGCGCCGAUCUGACGUCGACCCCGCGCUCCAGGAGCACUUCGUUCGUCACACCUCCAAGGUGUACUUAUGUGGUCAAGUCCUCUCCUACGUUCGAGCUUCGACCAUCGUUUUGGUGGAUGACAUCAACCUUGUGCUGGAUCCGGGAUGCAGUUACUUGUGUAUGCCAAACUAUCUCACGUGA